This is a messenger RNA of Plodia interpunctella (Indianmeal moth), 3816 nucleotides long. RefSeq names its product Peroxinectin-like (gene Pxt). Bases 127 to 2481 code for a protein of 784 amino acids. The transcript is spliced from 15 exons. NCBI's taxonomy places the organism in Eukaryota, Metazoa, Arthropoda, Insecta, Lepidoptera, Pyralidae. The record is from RefSeq and is a predicted model, not a curated record. Gene Ontology annotation, molecular function: heme binding; peroxidase activity. Gene Ontology annotation, biological process: response to oxidative stress.
ACGCCAUUCGUCCAUUUCGACCACCGGUCGGCUGCAGGCGGCAUCUUUCCUUCUAUCAUGUGAUUAUUUCUUUCUAAAAAAAAAUUACAGAAAUAUAAUAUAAACUUCCUGAAAUAUAAAGCAAUAAUGUUGCAUUUAGUAUUGCGUAUAUUUGUGUAUGUGGUGGUUAUUUGUCCAGUUGUGCAUAUCAAUUGCAAGUCGGCCGAUAAAAACGUGGGAGCACAUUACGUGAAACAUGAUGAAGGCCAUACCCACAAGCCAUCCCUGCCGUGUGACGUCUGUCCCAGGCAAGGACAGUGUGUCCACAGAGUUCAGUGUCCAGCUCACCGCAGACCUGGCUCCUAUAACCCUGAGUGCCAUCUCAAAGCUGGUCAGCUAGGAGUAUGCUGUUUCACUGGCAGCGGCCAUGCUGCUGAGGCAGAUCACAAAGCCCGUGCUUCCGCCUCCAUCAGUGCAGUAGACAUGAAGACUGCUCAUCAUCAGUCUCGAGAGAAGCUGACCCAGUGGCUUGGAAAGGCAGAUAAGCUGCUUGCUCAUAAGGAUGCGGUGCUCAACGAGUCGUCGCCCGGAUUUGGACAUCAUUUGUCCGUGAUGACAUCAGACAAGCGAGCUGAUAUCUUGGGUCGCGGCGGUCUUCUAAACCUGUUCGCUGCACUGGAACUCAAGGCUCGACAGGCGAUAUCUGAUGAGGAACUCAGCUUGGGACUCACUGAUCACACGGAUGGUCCUUUUUGCCCGCCACCUCCGGCAUGUCCAUCGCCACCCAGCCGCUACAGAAGCCUCGGAGGGGAGUGCAACAACCCAGCUGUGCCUGGUUGGGGUGCCGUACACUCAGGAUAUGAGAGACUCCUACCGCCUGACUACAGUGAUGGUAUUUGGGCAAUGCGCACUUCCACCACUGGCUUCCCGCUGCCAAGCGCGAGAGCCGUCAGCAGUAUCCUCAUUCUGGACUCCAGCCAUCCGAGCCCCACCCACAAUCUCAUGUUCAUGCAGUUUGGACAGUUCAUAGCGCACGACACCAGCGCGCUGGUCAUGUUCACCAUUGGUAACGGUAGUGCUAUAUCCUGUUGCUCCGGCGAUGGCGAAGCCUUCCUCCCACCAGAGAUCACACACUGGGCUUGUGCUCCCAUCGUGGCGGACCCAGCCGAUGAAUUUUACGGCCAGUACCGACACCAGUGCCUGAACUUCGUCAGGACGCAGUUGGCGCCUGCCAGCGAUUGUUCUGUUGGUUAUGCGAAGCAGAUGAACGGCGCUACACAUUUCCCGGACCUAUCACAUCUUUAUGGCACUACUGGAGAAAAACUUACAAAAUUGAGGGGACCUGGUGGUCUUUUGAGGACCUUCGUCGAUUACGGGAGAGAGCUGCCUCCACUCACUGAGAAACAGGAAUGCAUGGCUACUAAAAAUGGAGCAGCGUGUUUUGAAUCAGGAGAUGGGCACGGAAACCAGAUAAUAUCCUUAACGGUUCUCCACACUAUCUUUACCAGAGAACACAACCGCAUCGCCAGAGCUCUAGCCAGACUGAAUCCGGACUGGAAUGACGAGACCGUCUUCUUAGAGACCAGGAGAAUUGUACAGGCUCAGUUCCAGCAUAUAAUUUAUAAUGAGUUUUUGCCGCUUCUUAUUGGUCCAACGCUGGCUCAGUCCUUUGGCCUGACGCCUUCCCAGGGCUACUCCUCAUCAUACGAUGCUCGUGUGAACCCAUCUCUGACGGCGGAGUUCUCCACAGCCGCUAUGAGAUUCGGACAUUCAGUCGUCGAAGGAAACAUUAUGAUUCCUAGCGUCCAAAAAAAUAGCAUUUACGAGAGGAUAUCGAUCCCCGAGGUGAUGUUCCAGCCGACGCGGCUGAGGCUGAAGCUGUUCCUGGACCGGUUGUUGACCGGGCUCGGCUGGCAACCCAUGCAGGCCGUGGACCCCUUCGUUACUGAAGGGUUGACCCGCUAUCUCUUCCACGGCGGUAACCCGUUCGGUCUGGACUUGGCGUCCAUCAAUAUCCAGCGAGGCCGCGACUACGGAGUCCGCUCCUACAACGAGUACAGAAGACUUGUGGGGCUCUCGCCGUUUGUGGACUUCAAGCAGUUCCCACCAAGCGCAGCUCAACGCCUCUCCUCCGUGUAUGCAAGUCCAGAGGAUAUUGACCUCUGGGUAGGAGGACUCCUUGAAGAGCAGACAGAGGGCGGUGUGGUCGGACCCACAUUCGCUCUCAUCCUCGCAGACCAGUUCUCCAGGAUUAAGAGGGGCGAUCGGUACUUCUACGAGAAUGGACCUGAUGUGAACCCUGGAGCGUUUACUCCAAGUCAACUGGCGGAGAUAAAGAAGGUAUCUCUAUCAAGGAUCGUUUGCGACAACAGCGACAGGAUUGAGCUGAUCUCACAAUCUCCCAAUGCGUUCCUCCGAGCUGAUUUACCAGGGAAUGAACCACUUCCAUGCGAUAGUCCCGCCAUUCCAUCGCUGGACCUCAGCAGAUUCAAAGUAAUAUAGACCAUGAAUCAUUUGGAUAAAACAUCAAAUGCUCAAGCAAAAGUACAGCUAUUAAAAACUUAUUCAACGAACCUUACAAUACCAGAUCUUGGUACAUAUUUUUUUCUUUUUAGUUGAUCUAUGUCCUAGCGCCAUUUCGAUAAAUUUAUUUUUGACAUAUUAUAAAAUAAAUAUAUCAUUAGACUUUUUUUUCUAAAGUUAAAUAUGUAUAAAAACUUUUUCAAAAUGGUACUAGGAAAUUAUAAAUAACUAAAUCAGGCUUAUCUUCACUAUAAUCUGGAAUUUUCAGCUCUUAUUUCAUACUGUAUCUAUUCACCUUCGAUCUUCACAAGUUUUUAGAUUACUAUUACAAUCGGUAAAGACGUUUUGGUUGCAUAUUGUUUGUUUUGUGAAAUAAAGUUCAUUGACAUCUUUUCCUUCAUUCUUUAUCUGUUCUUCGAUAGCACUAUUAUUAAUAACAUCUAAUGAUUUAAUCUCUGACAACCGAUUCUGUUACAAAAGCGUUCUCACCAAAUUGUGAUCCUGCUUCGUUGAUUGUCUGAUUUAUUGAUCAAAUAAUUUUGCAUGACUUUGCUUUACCUUUUGUGACAAAAUCGUGAUCUGUAAUAAUUUAAUUAUCAUUAAGUGAUUUGUCUGAAUCAAAUCUUUCUUUGGUUUUAUUUCUUCUUGUAAUUUUUUGUUUCUUUUCUAAUAUCACACUGGUGCCCGAACAGUGAGAUAAUAGAAACACGGAAUAAAACAUUGAAAGAUUUGUUUCAACUUGUUUUUUUAUUUUAUUUUUAUUAAAAGUGUUAAUUGUUUUUUCCUCUCUGAUUGAAAUCUGUUUAUUUCUCUAAUGUUAAUGAACUUUGUUACAGAAAGGUAAAGAUCUGAACCUGGUUUAAUGAUUUUUUUGCUUAAAAAAUCCAGGAAUCGGGAGUUCAUAUGUUUGAGAGUGUAAUUGUAAUUCUUUCGACUUUUUCAAUUUUAUGCGGUUCGUUUCAUUAGUUUAAAAUAGCGUUACAUAAAAUUGAUGUUGAUAUUGAUUAAUCAAAAUAAAAGGCUCAUCUUGUCACAAAUGAAAAAAAAUAUCAUUAAAUUAUUAAAGAAAAUUAUUACGAUUAGGGAUGGUAAAGACGGUGGUCGAUUUGUCGUGGAAAAAACUUAAUUUUAAUAAAGAUUUCACAAAAUAUAUUUAGAUAGUACUUUUGCAAUUUAAGGAUAUUUUGUAAAUGUUUGUGAUUUUAUUCUCAAUUAUCAUGUUUAAAAAAUUAAUCGUUCUUUUAAUUAAUUAAUAAAUCAUUAUUAUUACAGUGGCAUGAGUUCGUGUAUAUUUUGUAAAAUACAAUUUUAUUA